AGCCACGACGCACCAGUCUUUGAGAUGGCGGCCGCUUCGACGCCCAAGGGCGGCGCGCCCAGCGUCAUGACCAAGUUCCUGGGGCUGCUGCGCAACUACCGUGAGCCCGUGACGGACGCCGAGGUGCGCGACUACUUCAAGUCCGAGGGCGGCGGCGGCGGCGGCUACGAGCAGCUGCCCGACGUCAUCAACGCGCUGCUGGGCGAGGGCAAGAUCAAGAUUUUCAAGAAAGGAAACGUGCUGUCCUACGGCAUCGUGGACGCCGAGGAGGCCGAGCGCAUCCGCGGACUCACGUUGGAGCAGCGCCUGGUGCUGCAGGAGAUCGAGCGCGCCGGCAACAAGGGCAUCUGGACGAGGGACAUCAAGUCGCACACCAACAUCCCGCAGCAAAUUGUGACCAAGACAUUGCGGCUGCUGGAGACGCGGCGUCUGGUCAAGUCGGUCAAGUCCAUCAGCAGCAAGAACAAGAAGCUCUACAUGCUGUUUGACCUGGUGCCGUCGACGGAGAUUACGGGUGGCCCGUGGUACAAUGAGCAGGAGUUCGACCACGUAUUUAUUGACACGCUCAGCACCUUCGUGUACGAAGUGAUCAAGGCCUCGGGAAUGAGCACGUUGAACGCGAUCACAGACAAGGUGCACGCCUCGGGCAUCUCCAAGGUGGCACUCGGCCCCGAGGAAAUCCGCUCCAUCAUCCAGACGCUCAUGUACGACGGCCGCGUGGAGGAAGUCCGCUCCGUGCGCCUCACGCCUGGUGCGUCUCACGAGGUCAAGUACAAGGUCUCGCAGCAGAUCACGACGUUCAACUACCUGUCGGAGACUCCGUGCGGCGUGUGUCCGGUGUUCGACCAGUGCCAGGAGGGCAACGUCAUCUCGCCGCGUUCGUGCUUGUACAUGACCAAGUGGCUGGGCCUCAAGGAGCUCGACUUCUAG
Phytophthora sojae is the source of this 930-nucleotide messenger RNA. RefSeq lists its product as hypothetical. The record is from RefSeq and is a predicted model, not a curated record. Gene Ontology annotation, biological process: transcription by RNA polymerase III. Gene Ontology annotation, cellular component: RNA polymerase III complex. The transcript is spliced from 6 exons. The coding region runs from base 25 to 930 and encodes 301 amino acids. Lineage: Eukaryota; Oomycota; Peronosporomycetes; Peronosporales; Peronosporaceae.